This is a messenger RNA of Sitophilus oryzae (rice weevil), 3685 nucleotides long. RefSeq names its product alpha-catulin. Gene Ontology annotation, biological process: cell adhesion; Rho protein signal transduction. The transcript has 12 exons. The record is from RefSeq and is a predicted model, not a curated record. Gene Ontology annotation, molecular function: actin filament binding; cadherin binding. Bases 1 to 2250 code for a protein of 749 amino acids. NCBI's taxonomy places the organism in Eukaryota, Metazoa, Arthropoda, Insecta, Coleoptera, Curculionidae.
AUGGCAGCUGUAGGUACAACAAAUUUUGAUUGUUUAGAGAUUAAAACUCGUAGUAUAGAACAAAUUUUGCUCCCCCUUGUUAAACAGAUUUCUUCCUUGGUUGAACAUGGCAGCGCGGGUUCUCUCAGAUCAUCAGCGGUGGCCAGGGUUGGCCAAGCUGUCAACUUGGCAAUUGAAAGGUUCGUCACUGUUGGUGAGACCAUCGCUGACGACUAUUCGGAAAUACGACAGGGCAUGUACGAAGCUUGUAAAGAAGCGAGACAAGCAGGAGGUGCUAUCGAACAGAUAUGUGAUGACACUAGCGAAGAGGUGACAUUUGACAGGACCCUCCUUAUACGCGCUGCGAAAUGCCUUCUAGCUGCCAUUACAAGAGUAUUACUUUUAGCAGAUAUCGUAGUUGUUAAACAACUUCUUUUAGCCAAAGAUAAGGUUUCUCAUAGUUUAGAUCGUUUAGAAUCCGUAAACAAUUUUACCGAAUUCGUAAAAGCCUUCAGCCAAUUUGGCUCAGAAAUGGUGGAACUGGCUCAUUUCACUGGAGACCGACAGAACGACCUGAAGGACGAAAGGAGAAGAGCUCAGAUGGCUGCUGCCAGACAAGUACUGGAGAGAUCCACCAUGAUGCUACUCACUUCCAGCAAAACAUGCUUGCGUCAUCCUGACAGUACGUCAGCCAGGGAAAACAGGGAUACAGUGUUCUGCCAAAUGAGACGAGCCAUGGACCUGAUUCACUACGUUGUCAAAGACGGCGUGCUCAACGGUGGUGAUGCAGGUGCUCACCGCCAGAGGGAGGAGCUUGAGAGUGACAGGGGUACUGCCUACGCCUGCAUGAGGUACUUGCAGAAGUUGCUGGAAGGCUGUAAGAUAACAAUGGAUAUAUCCUGUCAAGAAACACUUCCCGCAGCGUUAGAAGCGGUGCUCGAAAGAACUCAGGACUUUACUGACAGUGCCUACACCAUUCACGAACACAGAGAAGCCAUUUUGGAAGCCAGCGAACGACUUAAGGCCGAAAUGGAUCACCUUCUAGGUCUCUACGCCAAUGUGGUACAAAUAGGUUUUCAGGAUGCCUCAAAUUGUCCGGAAAUUGAGGAAUCCGUACAAGUUUGUAUCAAUUCAGCCAGGGAUCUGUCCAGACAUCUGGCUAAUGCGGCUAUCAAUCAAGCCCAAGAAUUGAGCAGUGCAACUAAGCACGGCUUGGAAAUGGUGGGUGCCAUUCGACAGCAGGCUGUGUCGAGUGACGUUGACAGGUUAAGACACACUUCUGACGAGUUUCAAGAUUCCAUAGAUCACAUUCUGGAGGUUUGCAAGCUUCUUCGACAUGUGGCAGUAUCGGAAACGUUACAAGUAUCGGCCAAGUUCACCGAAAUCAACCUGCGAGUUUACGGUCCCCAAGUGGUCACAGCAGCCAAAACCGUAUCGCUGCACCCCGGCAGCAAAAUAUCGCAGGAAAAUCUGGAAGUUUUCGCGGAAAUGUAUCAGUGGCUGGUGUCGGACGUGACCACAAUCGUCAAGGACGUGCUGGACGCCAGCCAAUCCAAGCCCGAGAAGCAGGUGUACAUGUCUCUGCCGAGACCAGGGAAACACGGUACAACUUCCAAACCUCUUAAGGCUGUGAGAUUAGAUACAGAGGAACAAGAAAGGAUCGCUAAGUCUGGAUUGGAAAUGAAAUUAGCUACUAGCGAAAUGGAGGCUGAAGCUGACAAGUGGCAAGAGAGUAACAACGCCCAAAUGGAUGAGAACAACGACAUAGUAAAAAGGGCGAAAAACAUGUCUUCCAUGGCUUUUUCCAUGUAUCAGUUUACCAAAGGAGAGGGUCCAUUGAAAACCACCCAAGACCUAUUCACACAGGCUGAAUAUUUUGCAGAGGAAGCCAAUAGAUUGUAUAAGGUUAUUAGGCAGUUUAGUUAUCAGGUACCUGGUGGAGCACAAAAGAAAGAUUUACUGGAAAACCUAGACAAAGUGCCAACGUUCGUACAGAGACUGCAAUUCACCGUGAAGGAUCACACUGUCGGUAAAGCAGCGACCUUUACCAAAGUUGACAAUGUCAUACAAGAAACCAAGAAUCUUAUGAACGUAAUCUCUAAGGUCGUUACAGUUUGUUUCGAGUGUGCUACAAAGUACAAGCUGGAGUUCCGAGGCAGCGGCGGCGGUUCGGGACGGGGCAUGGGCGGCGAGGGCAGCUCGUCCAGUGGCGGAGGCGCGACGGGAGACAGCAAGGGCGGCACGGCAUCCGGCUCCGAUCAAAGCUUAUGACAGUUGGGGAUGUCCAGACGCAACAAGGGAGACUCGAGACGCACUCGGGUAUCGUUCUUGUUGUUCUAGGACAUCAAAAAACAAGGGAAAAGUCCGAUUGUAUGCCAGAGUAUACAGGAAGGUUGUUAUUUUGUGUUAUAUUUUUUUUAUUUUAUAUUUCGUUCUUUUAAAAUCAGUAUACUGUCCUGGACAUUUUAUCUUGGUGGCCUCUUUUUUAAUACAUGCGACAAAGAUAAAAAUAAAUGACGGGUUGACAGACAGAGAGACAAAAUAAAAAGCGGCAUACAGUGUUGCCGGUUUUUACGUGUAUAGGCCGGGAUGUGUGUGGAUAGGUAAUUAACUUCGCAUUAUUUUUUCUUAAACUUAACUUUAACUUAUCAAUUAUAUAUAAAAGCAAAUAUUAAGAAAAUGUUACAAUUCGUCUUUGAUUCCUUACAUCAAGGCAAAAUCAUAUUUAACGCUUCAGGACUUUGCGUGGGGUAUUUUAAUACCUGAAAAAAAUUAUUAAAACCAAAGCAAUCAAAACUCAGCUGUAUGAAUGAGUUUGAGGGGCGUGAGUAUCGAAGAUGAAUUGUGACGUUUUCUGAAUAUCCGCUGGUUUACAACUGGCUUUUUUUCGGUUUAUUUUUUUGCUUCGCUUUGAUCCGGCUGGAUAGAGAGGUUGUCCGUUGAGGAUGACAGCGUCUGUACGUUUUAAAUGUAUUUGUCAGACUCUGUAAACUUUCACACAAGGAUUGGUACUCUUUUUCAGUAAGGUUUAUGAAUAAUAACUGUGAUAACCUCUUGUAUUUUCUGGUAUAUUACAUUAUAACACUUAUGUAUACUAUAAUUUGUUAAUAUAAAUGUAUUAAGACAUACAAUUAUAAUGCUCCUGUUGUCACUAAACAUAUAGCUUUAUUUUUUUAAAGUUUGUUUUUUAUAAAAAAAUGUGUAAUUCAAACAGAUAUAUGAAUAUUAAGUAUUAUUAAAAAUUUAUUUAUUUUUGGUGCAACAGGACGUUAUAAAAUUAUAUUAGUUAUUAUAUUAAAUAAUAUUUUUGUAAAUUAUAGGUAGUAUAGCUCAUAAAAGUUAAUUUGAUUUUAUAAAACAUGAGAUACAAGGUUAAAUAAUUGAUUAACAAAGAAAAGGUGUUCAUACCAAUAAAAAUUAUGCAAUAAAAGCUUUAAUUUUUUAUUGUAAUUAUUUCUCAGUAAUUACAAAUGUCAGUCUAAACAAUUUCAAUCUAUACUGUUUUAAGUAUUAUUAUGAAUUGCAUGAUUUAGUUUAUUUUGAUGGAAAUUGGAAUAGAUAAGAAACUUUGAAAUAAGAAAUUGAAAUAUACUCUUAAGGUACAUUCAGGCUGAGAGCGUCGAGCGUCGCGUCGUGUUUGCGUCGCGUCCGCGUGUCGAAAUGGAAUUAAUUCACUUAACUUAAAUUAGACCGUUCCGGCAGACAG